AUGUUCGAAGUCGCAGCUGCGAAACGGGUGAAACAUUUCGACGACCCCAAGCAAGAAGCACUCGCUAUAUUAGAAUCACAACUACUCAAUUAUAGAUCUCGCUCCUCCACCAUCUUGGAUGAUUCUUCCACUCCCUCUCGUCCUUCCUCCCCUAACGUAGAGGUGUCUCUGCCGCGGUUGACUCGAGUUUACGCUACAGGCGGCGCCAGUGCGAAUAGAACCAUUCUCAGUCUCAUGGCCGAUGUCCUGUCCGCAAAAGUAUGCAAGAAUGUCGAGUUUACCGAUGGCAAAUGGCAGGACGCCCAUUGGAACUCCUGUAGUGUCGGCGUCGCGUACAAAGCGAGGUGGGGUUGGGAGAGGGCGGUGGAUAAAACGAGGCAAGGUAUCAGCUUCGACCAGGUGAUAAAAGAAUGUCGUGAGGCGAGGGAACGGCUUCGAGGGGGUGACGGCGGAGAUAUGGAGCUCGAGGAGGAAGGGAUCAGAGUGAUAGCGAGUCCUGGACCUGGAGCGAGAGCGUAUGAACGGAGGGUGGAGUGGUGGAGGGCUUUGGAGCAUAGAGCGUUACUGGAGCAAAAAGCGAUGGAGGCGUCAGUUGGGCAGAAUGGGGAGUGA
Molecule: messenger RNA, 612 nt
Organism: Kwoniella shivajii
Lineage: Eukaryota; Fungi; Basidiomycota; Tremellomycetes; Tremellales; Cryptococcaceae
Exons: 1
Coding region: 1-612 (203 amino acids)
Biological process (GO): xylulose metabolic process; phosphorylation
Cellular component (GO): cytosol
Molecular function (GO): D-xylulokinase activity
Source: RefSeq, a predicted model, not a curated record